CAGGGGUAGCAGGGUUUAGGGUCCGCCAUGUCAGAACGGCACACCCAAGUACCUUUCCGAGGGCAGACAACACCAGCACAACAGCCUCCAAGCCACUUCCGGAGGAGGCGGUCCAGCCCCAACUAGCCGAGCGGCUGCGGCCGAGCCAAGCCCCAACUAAUCGAUGAUCUCGCCUCAAAACUUCAGUUAGGCUGAGGAAAAGGAGAUGGCUUCAGACGAGGGUGGGAGAGAAAACGAGUUACAUUCUCGGCGUCAUCUGAAGUGAAGGUUUUCUCAGAUUUUCCUCCACAAGCUUCUUCAAUCUUCUGACCUGCGGAGCGACUUUCAAGCAGCUGGCUGGAUGUUCGUCACAUUGAAAAAUAUGUAGACCAGGGUAAAAGUGGAACAAGAGAAUUACUUUGGUCCUGGGCACAGAAAAACAAGACUAUUGGUGACCUUUUACAGAUUCUCCAGGAGAUGGGGCAUCAUCGAGCUAUCCAUUUAAUUGCAACUUAUGGGGCAGCCUUGAAUCCUUCAGAGCAGAGUCAUCAGGGAAAAGGAUUUCCGAUCACGUUAUCCAAGGAAACAGCUAGUGUCACAGUGGAUAAUGUUCUUAUUCCUGAACAUAAUGAAAAAGGAAUAUUGUUUAAAUCCUCCAUCAGCUUUCACAACGUCAUAGAAGGAACCAGAAAUUUCCACAAAGACUUUUUAAUCGGAGAAGGGGAAAUUUUUGAGGUAUACAGAGUGGAAAUCCAAAACCGAACAUAUGCCAUUAAAUUAUUUAAACAGGGGAAAACAAUGCAAUGUAAGAAACAAUGGAAGAGCUUUUUAUCUGAGCUUGAAGUUUUACUGCUGUUCCAACAUCCAAACAUAUUGGAGUUGGCUGCAUAUUUUACAGAGAGUGAGAAGUUUUGCCUGGUUUAUCCGUAUAUGAGAAAUGGAUCACUUUUUGACAGAUUACAGUGUGUAGGUGACACAGCCCCACUCUCUUGGCACAUUCGAAUCAGUAUAUUAAUAGGAACAACCAAAGCCGUUCAGUACUUGCACAACACGGAACCGUGCUCCGUCAUCUGUGGCAGUAUAUCAAGUGCAAACAUACUUCUGGAUGAUCAGUUUCAACCCAAACUAACUGAUUUUGCCAUGGCACACAUCCGACCCCACCUAGAACCUCAGAGCUCUGUCCUAAGCAUGACCAGCAGCAGCAGUAAGCAUUUGUGGUACAUGCCAGAAGAGUAUAUCAGACAGGGCAAACUUUCUGUUAAAACAGACGUCUACAGCUUUGGAAUUGUAAUAAUGGAAGUUCUGACAGGUUGUAAAGUGGUGUUAGAUGAGCCAAAGCAUAUCCAGCUGAGGGAUCUCCUUAUAGAAUUGCUGGAGAAGAGAGGCCUCGAUUCAUGUAUCUCAUUUCUAGAUAAGAAAGUACAUCCCUGUCCUCGGAAUUUUUCCGCCAAGCUGUUCUCUUUGGCAGGCCAGUGUGCUGCAACACGGGCAAAAUUAAGACCCUCGAUGGAUGAAGUCCUAACUGUCCUUGAAAGUACUCAAGCCAGCUUGUAUUUUGCGGAAGAUCCUCCCACAUCCUUGAAGUCCUUCAGGAGUCCUUCUCCUCUGUUCUUCGAUAAUGUACCAAGUAUUCCAGUGGAAGAUGAUGAAAACCAGAAUAAUCCAUCGCUGCCUCACGAUAAAGGUUGGAGAAAAGGGAGAACGACUCAGAAAACUCCCUUUGAAUGCAGCCAGUCUGAGGUUACAUUCCUGGGCUUUGACAGAAAGACAGGGAGUGGGAGGAAUGAGGACACUAGCAACGUGCCCAGUUCUGCUUGUGAAGAAAGUUGGUCUCCAAAGCCUGCAGCUCCAUCCCAGGAUGUGAGGGCCUCUGGUGUGAAUAGGGACCCUUCUGCGGAAGUUCCAGGGCAUUCCUACAGGAGCAUGCCAGUGGAGGCUAGCUGUUCCUCUGAAUUUUCCUGGAAUGAAUGUGAACAGUGCAAAAAGGCAUCAGUUUCACCAGAAGAUAAAGAAGAAAGCAAGUAUUGCUGAGGCACCUGAGUACAGGUCUCAUCCUGGGAAGACAUUGUCUUUAUUGGGAGCGCCAAGAGGAUGAUUGAUGGUGAACUUGGGUAAUGCAGAUCAAUGAUCGGAACAAUUCUAUUCCAUUCCUUCCAACUUGUAGAACAGAGUGGCUUAAAGUUUUGUUUUAGCACGAUCAUUGCCUCAUGAUCAAACCUGGACUAAAUUAGAACCAUUCAGAAUUACUUAAGAUUGUAGACUGUGACUUCAGACCAACAAAACAAUCAAAACCUACCAAAAUGGAAGUGGAUUCCAGUGUCUUCUCCCUCAGCAUCCACGUGACUCCUCAGAGCCUCCAGUCUGCCAGGUACACUCAGUUCAGUUGGAUUCCCUUGUUUUGGUUUAGCUUGCUUGCGAAGGUCGUCAGAAACGUCUAACUUGUAAAUGUUAAUAGAUACCAUACCUUUUUAAAGAAUUGCCUUUUUGCUUAUUUCAAUCAACUCUUAGUAUAUUUCUGUUCAUCCCUGUCAAGUCUGCCUAUCUGAACAUGAGCCAUGAC
Messenger RNA from Globicephala melas (long-finned pilot whale), 2539 nucleotides. It is a transcript of the gene IRAK3, whose product is annotated as interleukin 1 receptor associated kinase 3. Lineage: Eukaryota; Metazoa; Chordata; Mammalia; Artiodactyla; Delphinidae. Gene Ontology annotation, molecular function: protein kinase activity; protein binding; ATP binding. The record is from RefSeq and is a predicted model, not a curated record. Gene Ontology annotation, cellular component: plasma membrane. Gene Ontology annotation, biological process: protein phosphorylation; signal transduction.